Papilio xuthus (Asian swallowtail) is the source of this 2105-nucleotide messenger RNA. Its product is annotated as G-protein coupled receptor Mth2-like. Gene Ontology annotation, cellular component: plasma membrane. Lineage: Eukaryota; Metazoa; Arthropoda; Insecta; Lepidoptera; Papilionidae. The record is from RefSeq and is a predicted model, not a curated record. The transcript has 8 exons. Gene Ontology annotation, molecular function: G protein-coupled peptide receptor activity. Gene Ontology annotation, biological process: G protein-coupled receptor signaling pathway; cell surface receptor signaling pathway. The coding region runs from base 224 to 1753 and encodes 509 amino acids.
UGCGAAGCUUGUGUUGUGUUAAUUUUUUAUUAAACUACCUGAGAUUCAUUAGUGUGGGUACGGAAUUCCCUCAUUGAGUAACCGGUGAUCGUCAAACUCGAAACAACUUCAACAGUCGCGGCUUGUUGCCGUUGCGAUCAGACGUGUUCCGUGCUAAUCGAGAUGUUUAUAAGAUAAACAUUAAAAGUAUUUUAUAUAACGUAGAUAAUUAAAUAGUGUGGACAUGUCGAAAAUAUUAGUGAUAAUUAUAUCUUUAAUUGCUGUAACACGUGCUGUGUUAAAGGAAUGUAAAGAGAAAAUUGAUAUAUCAGAUGGGCAAUAUUUACCCAAUGGUGAUAUUGAAUUCGAUGGUGUAAUUUACGAGAAUGGGGAUUAUUUUUAUAAUAAGAGUGCUAAAACGGCGUUCGCUUGCCCAAAGUUAGUUGUACGGAAAUGCUGUCCAUUUGGCUACGGUAGGGAUGGAAGUUAUUGUGUCAAUGUAACGGAUGAUUUUGACAUGGCGGUGUGGGAUGACUAUAGAGUAAUAAAGGGCGCGAAAGGCCGCGAGAUGUUCCGCUUUAAAAUGCAAAAGAUGAACUGUACACCGCCUUAUGUGUCCGUGAUGGUCUCUAUGCUAGGAGAGACAGAUUGGUCGGAUAAUUGGCAUCUUAAAUCGGACGGCAAGUUAUUCGUGGAGUUACCUACCAGCAUUCCUCCAUGGACGGUACUGUCACCUGACAAAUACUGUAUCGACACAUUCCUUUACGAAGACGAGGAUGGAAACACUAAAUCACGGCUCGAUGCUUUGGCUUGCUUCGAAGAUGAGAAUCCUGAAGAUAAUUUCAUAGUUCGAAGCUCAUGUAUGCUGAUUUCUUGUGUGUUCAUUAUCGCUACGGUUGCUGUGUACGCUUGGUUGCCAGAGCUACGAAACAUGCACGGCCGCGUACUCAUGGCGUACCUGCUAUGUCUCUUCUGUGGAUUCAUCUGCAUGGCCAGCCUUCAAAUUAUGCUCACAGUCGACAACAUCACCCCCAACACGUGUCUCGUUCUAACGAUCAUCAUUUACUACUUCCUCGAAUCCGCUUUCUUCUGGCUGAACGUCAUGAGCUUUGAUAUUUGGUGGACUUUCAGUGGUAAAGGUGGAAUGGGGAUGAGCAAAGUGUCCAAGAGAUUUUGUAUAUAUUCAUUGUACGCGUUCGGGGUACCGACUAUUCUUACAAUAAUAUUGACGUCUCUUGAAUUCUCCGGCCUUCAACCGCAUCCGCUUCUACCAUUGCUGAGGUAUCAGGGCUGCUUCAUACACGGGAGAAGCAAACUUUUGUACUUGUACGGGCCAAUGUUCAUACUGUUCGUCGCGAAUAUUGUUUUCUUCGUCAUGACAGCGAUGAAGAUAGCCGACAUCAAGCAGCAGACAGCCGUGCUCAACUCCAAGGAGAGCGCAAUGCACGAUCAUCACAGGAAGGAUAAGCAACGGUUACUGUUGUAUGUAAAACUCUUUACUGUCAUGGGUAUCAACUGGAUUCUGGAAGUUAUCAGCGCCCUCUAUCCUGGCGCCGAUUUCUUCUGGAUGUUCACCGAUGCCUACAACCUGCUCAUUGGGGUCACCAUCUUCAUCAUCUUCGUCUGUAAGCGGAAGAUAUUCCAACUCAUCAAGAAGAGGUUUGUCCCAGAAUACAAGCAACUCCGAGGUGAGCCGAUGUCACGCACCCAAACGACCUCAACACGCACGUACAGUCGCGACGACUUCAGAUUGGGUUCAGUAAAAAACGGGUAAGAAGAAAGAAGAACGUUCAAGAAGUAACAAGUACAUAAGAAAACCGACUGAAUACAAUAACAAAUGACGAUUAAACCAAAGUAAAAGAGUACUCUAUUUUCUAGAAUUGUAAAAUGUUUUUGAAUUAUUAUACUAACAAUUACAAAUAUACAGGAUGUUCGAAAAUUAUUGAUUUGGUUUUAUAGUUUUUUUUUUUCAAAUAACACUAAUUAUAGAUCUACUUAUAAUAGCACAUUUUUAAUAAUUGCAUAUUUUUAUCUGUUAUUUCCGAACAGUCUGUAUAUCGACUAUUAAUCGUAACACCAACUGAAAUUAAAUUAAGAUUCGCAUUUUUAAUUAUCUCUCCUCUAUU